Messenger RNA from Anopheles aquasalis, 2182 nucleotides. Its product is annotated as glucose dehydrogenase [FAD, quinone]-like. Lineage: Eukaryota; Metazoa; Arthropoda; Insecta; Diptera; Culicidae. The record is from RefSeq and is a predicted model, not a curated record. Gene Ontology annotation, molecular function: oxidoreductase activity, acting on CH-OH group of donors; flavin adenine dinucleotide binding.
CCCGAGCAGCCUCAGUUCGUAGCGGUUCUUUACGGUGGCCAGUUCACUAUCAGCAGCAGCAGCAUCAGCCGUCCAUCAUUAUUAUCAUCGUCAUCAGCAGCAGCAGCAGCAGCAGCAGUGCGGUGAUCUUGCGUUCGCUGAAGUCAAGUUCAAUCCGAUAGCGAGGAAAAGGCGACGACGAGGACGACGACGAUGGAGGCACUGCUCAACAGUCAGUGUAGCGGGCAGAGCGUUGGACCGGCCAACCAGCUGUUUGGUUUGCUCGUGCAGACCAUUCUGGCCGCCCAGUGUACGAUCUCACCGCCAGACAUGUGGCCCAAGGACUACGGACCGACGGCCCUGGCCCGGGGUCUCGAUGAGUACGAUUUCGUGAUUGUCGGUGCCGGUUCAGCGGGCUCGGUGUUGGCGAACCGUUUGUCCGAGAAUCCGGACUGGAAGGUGCUGCUACUGGAGGCGGGCGGUGAUCCACCGAUCGAAUCGGAGAUACCGGAGACGUUCUUUGCGAUCCAGAAGACGGCAGGCGAUUGGGAGAACUACGCCGAACCGACACCGCACGCCAGCAAGGGCUCGAAGGAUGGUGGUUUCUGGCCUCGCGGACGCAUGCUAGGUGGUUGUGGUGCCAUCAAUGCGAUGCUGUACGUCCGGGGUAAUAGCCGCGAUUAUGACCGCUGGGAGGCCCAGGGUAAUCCGGGCUGGGGUUGGAACGAGGUGUUGCCGUACUUCAAAAAGAGCGAAGACAAUCAGGAUGUCGAACUGCUCCGGCGGGAUGGUGGACGGUUCCAUGGGAAGGGUGGCUACCUGAAGGUCGGUAACUUCCCGAUCCACCAUCCGCUAGCGGACAUCUUCCUCCAAGCGUUCGAUGAGGCCGGUUUCGAGCGAACGACCGACGUGAACGGUGAGCGACAGGUUGGAUUCGGUCGGCUCCAGGGUACGAUCGUCAACGGAACACGCUGUAGCCCGGCCAAGGCGUUCCUGGUGCCGGUAAAGGAUCGACCGAACCUGCACGUUAUCAAGCAUGCCAUCGUUUUGACGAUUGAACGCGAUCAGGAUACUGGGCGGUUCAAGUAUGUCAACUUUGCGCUCGAUAACAAGAUCCUUAAGGUUGCGCACGCCCGUAAGGAGAUCCUACUGGCGGCCGGUUCCAUCAAUACACCGCACAUACUGCAACGGUCCGGGAUUGGACCAAGGUCACUGCUGGAGCAGGUAAAAAUACCAUUGGUGGCCGAUCUACCGGUCGGCGAGAACCUGCAGGAUCAUCUGUUUGUGCCACUGCUGUUCAAGUUCCACAAGUCGACGGGCGAGAACUACGACACACCGCGGGAACUGGCCAAAAACAUGUUCCAGUAUUUGAUGAACCGCAGUGGACCGAUGGCUGGCCAUGGUGUGACGAAUCUGGUCGGGUUCAUUAACACACUCCAACCGUCGGAUCCGUUCCCCGACAUUCAGUAUCACUUUUUCCAGUUCGAAAAGGGUUCCGGUAAGUCGCUGAUGUUCUCGGAGAAGGUUGGCUACAAUGAGGAGAUCUCGGCGUCGAUGCUGGAAGCGGCCACUGAGGCGGACGUAGUGAUGGCGAUUGUCGUGCUGCUGAAUCCUAAGUCGAGGGGACGCGUCACGCUCGAGACGCGUGAGUUUAAUGAGUUCAAUCCGCCGAAGAUUGUGAGCGGAUAUUUGGAGCAUGAGGACGAUGUGGCGACGGUAUUGCGCGGUAUCCGGCAUAUAGUGCGGCUCGUUGAGACGGAGACGUUCCGGGAGCACGAGGGUGAGCUGCACCGGAUGCGGAUUGCCGAGUGUGAUCAGCUGGACUAUGGUGGCGACGAGUACUGGGAGUGUUAUUCGCGCCACAUGACCCUGACGUUGUACCAUCCGGUCGGUACGGCCAAGAUGGGUCCGGCCAGUGAUCCGGCUGCCGUCGUGGAUGAGCGGCUGCGUGUUAGGGGGCUCCAAGGGUUGCGAGUGGUCGAUGGGAGUAUCAUGCCGACCAUCGUGUCUGGUAAUACGAACGCACCGAUCAUGAUGAUUGGUGAGAAGGCAUCGGAUAUGAUCAAAUCCGAUUGGGAGUCGCAGGGAUCAAAGGGACGUCAUAGCGAGCUUUAAGUGUCCAUGUGUGUCUUUUUGUGUUUGCUGUUGCUGCUGCUAUUUUGUGCUGUCAAUAAAGAGCCAAAGCAUCCAUUUUCUCAUUGAA